UUGCUAAGACCAAGUCUCUGUGCCUAGCCCGGACUUCUUCGUCGAUCAACUCUGUUGAUAUUCAUUUGUCAUAAAAAAAGGGUCUGACAUUGACACAGUCUCUAGUUCAAGAGUCAAUUAGAGAGACGUACAUAGACUACUUGUUUAUCGUCAUUUUUCUCACCCGAUUUUCACUGGAUUUUCUGUCCAGUUAUUCUAUUAUUUUAUUCCCCUACGGUUCCCUCUUGGAUUUACGAAGUGCAUGUUGGUGAUCUGAGUAUACCGGGAGUUUUUUUUCUCCUGUCCUUCGAUAUAUUUGAGGAAUGACUGCAACUAGAAAGGGACUGACAAUCACUUGAAUGGAAAAAAUGGAAUACAACGAUCUUGAGAAAGAAUUUGAGGAGAAACUGACAUUAACAGAUAAAUGUCUCCGCUCCACACCGCAGCCUUUAGCCAUCCAGAAUGAAGACAAGAAGAUAGUGAAGGAUCUUCUGACACCAGACGACUCAGACAUCUCAGACCUCUCCCCAGACACAGAGUCCUGUCCCAAAACAUACCCCUCCACAAAGACCGACCCCUCCACAAAGACCGACCCCUCCACAAAGACCGACCCCUCCACAAAGACCGACCCCUCCACAAAGACCGACCCCUCCACAAAGACAGACACCUUCACAAAGACCGACCCCUCCGCAAAGACCGACCCCUCCACAAAGACAGAUGCCAGACCUGGCACCCCUGGGUCUGGCACCAGCCCCCAUCCCAAAAAAGGAGAUGGGUUGACGUCAGAGCAACGACACAAGCUGGCUAAGGAGCGGAGGGAGGAGAGGGCCAAAUACAUUGAACAGCAAACUCAGCUGCAAGCGGCUAAGAAGGUCCAGUGGCUGGAGAAGGAGGAGAAGGCGAGGCGUCUGAGGGAAAGCCAGCUGGAGGAACGCAGGAGGAGGCUGGAGGACCAGAGACUGAAGCUUGAGAAACGCAGAGCCCUCCUGGAGGAAAAACAGAGGCAGAAACUAGAGAAGAACAAGGAGCGUUAUGAGGCGGCCAUCAAGAAGUCAACCAAAAAGACUUGGGCUGAGAUCCGACAGCAGAGAUGGUCCUGGGCCGGAGGCCUCAACCAGACCUCCCGCAGGCAAAGCAGAUGUUCGGCCUCCACUGUCAACUUGCCGAGACAGGUGGACCCUGUCAUUAACAACAGGCUGUCCUUGUCUUCUGCCACCCUCUGGAAGUCCCCCAACAGAACCCGCAGUCUGCGCCUGAGCCCGUGGGAGAGCCGUAUCGUGGAGCGGCUCAUGACCCCCACCCUGUCCUUCCUGGCCCGUAGCCGCAGCGCCGUGACCCUGCUCAACACUAGCGACUCCCGGGACCCCCACUCUCACCACUGCUCCCGUUCAGCCUCAGCCAGCCCCCUGGACGCCUGCUCCCACCACCACCCUCACCGGGACUCCUCCGAACGCUGGAGGGGAGGAGUGUCCGCCAGCACGCCCGAUAUCACACAGCGCCAACGCCGACGGAACUCAACGCUGAAGAAAGACAAGGAGAGGGAGAAUGAAAAAGAGAAAGUUCUGAAGAAGACCAGAUCCAGAUCCAGGCCUGAGUCCAGCAGUACCCCAAAACCCCAAAACAGACCUCCGUCGCCUGCGGCCCCCAAAAGCAGACCGUUGUCCCCCUGCCCUCCAAUGGCUCCCAAGACCCCCUCCACAGGCAAGAAGACCCCCGCAGGCACCAAGACUCGCCCCAAAAGAGCCCAGACCCCUGCCAGGGUACAGCCUCAGCCGGUCGCCGUGGAAACUAACAGCGAGCCCCAUCAGCCAGACACUCCUGAGGAGACAAAGAGCUCCAGUAAAGUUCCUGCUAUAACGGUGUCUUCGGCGCCGGUGACACACCACUCUCUUAGUGCACCAGUGGCUGCCUCUACCCCUACAUCCACCCUAGAGCCGACUGCCUCUGCUGCCUCAACUCCCUCAACUGCCCCAACUACCCCAUCUGUCCCGGCUGCCUCCGCUGCCUCAUCUGCCCCGGCUGCCCCAUCUACUCCUGCCACUCCGGCUUCCAGGCCCUCAGCCGGCACCAACGACCCAGAGGAAGCAGCUCGAGUCCUGGCUGAGAAACGCAGACAGGCCCGGGAGCAACGGGAGAGAGAGGAGCAGGAGCGCCUGGAGCAGGAGCAGAGGAUACGGAUUGCUCGUGAGGAGGGCAUGGCUCGGGAGGCGGAGGAGAGGAGGCGCAGGGAGGAGGAGGCACGCCUCAUGGCAAAGGAGCAGCUUCUGAGAGACGAGGCCCAGCACCUGGAGGAGGAGAAGGAGGCACAGGAGAAAGCCAAGGCGGAACAGGAGGAGACCCAACGCCUGCAGAAACAGAGGGAAGAGGCCGAGGUCAAAGCUCGUGAGGAGGCAGAGCGUCAGCGCCUGGAGAGAGAGAAUCACUUCCAAAAGGAGGAACAGGCACGCCUGGAGAGAAAGAAGCGCCUUGAGGAAAUCAUGAAGAGAACUCGCAAGAGUAGUGAUGCUGGAGAAAAGGUGAUUCAUCCUUCACUGCCGAAGGAGUCCAAUUCCCCAGCACAGGUCAAUGGCAAGGAUACUAUGAAGAAUGGGAAAGCUCCUGAGAGCCAGCAGAGUGAAGCAGAAUCCAGCCCUGUGCUGAAUGUUGUCCGGCCAGCCAUGCACCAGAACGGCCUCUCAGCCAAGGGGAAGGCAGCUGACUUUGAGCAGAUCAUCCAGCUAUCCAAUCACAGCGGGAGCAGCAACGGUGGGCCGGGAAAACCGGGGAGUGGCAUCGUCAGUGACCCAAUCCUGGCCUUCGAGGGAGGAGAUCCCUUCCUAAUGAAAACAGGUGUCAUUAAGCCUCAGCAUGCUGCAGGUAGCUAUGCAGAAGUUCUUUGAGACACCAGGCUUCCAUUGAGACGCUUUACGCCACCGGUUGAUCUAGUUGAUUUGUGCCACACACCGCAACAGCUUAAAAAGGAAGUGUGCCAAACAAAGAAACAAACUAUGAACUAAACUUUUAAAUCACUAAAAAUGUAUAAUGCCACAGAGGUCAAGAGGGAGGAAGAAAACUCUGCAAAGAAAAAACUGAAUGAAAAAAUAGAAAUAUCAUCUGUAUUCUCUGCAUGUUUUGGUUGCAACAUACAUUGAGUUUUGUUGAAAAUGUCAAAUACCGAUUUUAUGGUGCACCUUAAACGACUGACAAUGUAAUAUGAGGAAUUUUAGAGAGUUGUAAGACCUGGAAAUAUACAAUAUUUGACUAAGGUUGUUGUUAUUAUUAUUGUUGUUGUUGUUAUGCUAUUGCUGUUGUUAUCUUAAGUUGAACAAAGUGUGUGAAUCAUUGAGUUAUUUAACUAGGGGAGGGAACAGUGUGGGGAUGGUGACAUGGGGAGCUGUGGGAUAAAGCUUUAUGAAAAGAU
Molecule: messenger RNA, 3379 nt
Organism: Coregonus clupeaformis (lake whitefish)
Lineage: Eukaryota; Metazoa; Chordata; Actinopteri; Salmoniformes; Salmonidae
Product: MAP7 domain-containing protein 1
Exons: 18
Coding region: 339-2858 (839 amino acids)
Biological process (GO): microtubule cytoskeleton organization
Cellular component (GO): microtubule cytoskeleton
Source: RefSeq, a predicted model, not a curated record